GCCGCUUGGCUGUGCCUUGUGUCGGUGCACCUACUUGGCGCUCGGUGACGCAUGCCGCUUGCAGUCCGAGAGAAAGCGUGAUGGAGCGCGCACGUCCGCCCAUCCCGCGAGAUAACCCCCGACGGACACGCGUGUUCCCUGAAUACACGCAGCUCCGCACCACCGCCGAUCGCCCGCCCUUCCGCUUGCCUCCGGCGCCGCGUACCGGCGUCGCGCUCGGCGUCUUGGCGGCGAGUUACUCGCAGUCCUUGCCCGGCCAGCGCUCGUGCCUGUUCUUUGUAUUGUGUCUAUUCACACGCGAACACGCCGCAAAAGUACCAUAGUUGAGCGGUGCACGUGUCCGCCGCAAAACAGGUGACUCGUGCCGCACGUGCACGAUCGCAAACGCGGCGGGCCCCCGUCGACAUGUGCCGUCAUGGGGUCGCUCGAAGCAGCGCGGCCGCGAGGCCACAGGGCAUGAGCGUUGGAUAUGUGUUCUGGGAUUGGUACAAGCUCUGUUGCAGGCACAGAGGCACAGUCAUACGACGGGACGACUGUUCGGCAGCGCGCUGCGUCAGGUGUCUCCCUGACGGCGGCGCUCGGCAGUACUCUAGAAAGCCGAGGGUGGGAAUGUGUGCAUGGAAGAAAGAGAUGAGAUGCGGAGAGGAGAGUAGGAGAUGGAUUGAACAAG
Molecule: messenger RNA, 670 nt
Organism: Cutaneotrichosporon oleaginosum
Lineage: Eukaryota; Fungi; Basidiomycota; Tremellomycetes; Trichosporonales; Trichosporonaceae
Source: RefSeq, a predicted model, not a curated record